Ascoidea rubescens DSM 1968 is the source of this 845-nucleotide messenger RNA. RefSeq names its product Metallo-dependent hydrolase. Gene Ontology annotation, cellular component: cytosol. The record is from RefSeq and is a predicted model, not a curated record. The transcript has 2 exons. Gene Ontology annotation, biological process: guanine metabolic process. The annotation marks the transcript as partial. Gene Ontology annotation, molecular function: guanine deaminase activity; zinc ion binding. Lineage: Eukaryota; Fungi; Ascomycota; Saccharomycetes; Ascoideales; Ascoideaceae.
UCAAACAUUUAAACAAAAUUCAAAACUCGAUUUCAAGAACUAAUAAAAUUGAGGAAAAUAUCGUAUUACCAAUUAUAACUCCAAGAUUUGCUCCAAGUUGCACUUCAAAUUUAUUAAACUGGCUUGGUGAUCUAUCCAAAAAGAAUGAUCUACACAUUCAAACUCAUAUUUCGGAAAAUAAGAAUGAAAUCCAAUGGGUUAAACAAUUAUUCCCAAGCUCCAAAAAUUACACGUCAGUUUACGAUGACCACAAUUUAUUAACUUCAAAAACAGUUCUAGCUCAUGCAAUUCAUUUAAACAAUGAUGAAAAAAAAUUAAUUAAAUUAAAAAAAUCGGGAAUAUCUCAUUGCCCAAUUUCAAAUUCCUCAAUUACUUCGGGCGAAGCCAGAAUUCGUUGGCUAUUAGAUGAUUCAAUUAAUGUGGGUUUGGGUACCGAUGUGUCUGGUGGAUUUGCUCCCUCGAUUCUUUCGACUGCUCGCCACGCUUUAUUGGUUUCUAGGCAUUUGUCUAUGAAAACAUUUGAAGAGCACGAUAAAUUGUCAGUCAACGAUGUCCUAUAUUUAGCUACAUUGGGUGGAGCAAAAGUGUUGAGUUUGGAAGAGUUGAUAGGAGAUUUCCACGUUGGUAAGAAAUGGGAUUGCCAAUUGAUUAAUCUCCGAGAAAGGGAUUCCCAGGUAGAUAUCUUUAGCUGGCAAUUACCGAAAUAUUUCCAUAAUAAGUUGGAAAGAGAAUUUAUUGGAAAUGAUAAGGAACAAGCUACCAAAUGGUUAUUUAACGGUGAUGAUCGAAACACCACAAGGGUUUGGGUAAAUGGUAGAUUAAUAAUUGAUAAAUCUUCUUGUUAG